UUGCUUAAAUACAAAACAGAGAGAUAGAGAGUGGGAGCGAUAGGCAGAGAGAGAGGAAAUUAAGUGAGGUAAAAACAUACAGCUGAGGUGCGAAAUUCGCACUGCGAAUAAUAGCACCAGCUAACAUACAUGGAAAUGGGUUUAAAAGUUAACUACUUAAUUAAGAGUAUUAUUAAUAAACCCAGAUUAUAUUAUACUAUAGUAAAUUCAAACCCGAAAUGUUUGUUAUUUCAUUUUAGAAUUUUUAGGAUACCUACAUAAUAAUGAAAAAAAUUUAAAACAAUUUUAAUCAUAAAAAGCUUUUUUUAUUGCAUGAAAACUCUAAAAACUUUGUAUUUUUAUUGUUUGAUCAUUCUUUUCUAUUAUAUGUAUAGUUUAACUGAUGUUAUUAUUUCGCCCACAACUGUAUUUUAUAAUUUACAAGUAAGGGGAUCAAAGUGCGUAAGAGAAUUGGAAUGUGAUAUCAGGUCUAAACUGUUUAAGAGAGCUAUUGUGUCACCUGCUGAUUUGGAGCUCUUUAACCCUGCACAUAAUGCUGACUUGAUCUUUUUUCACGCCUGUGUAGACGAGGAUGUUAACUUUCCGGCCAGCGAGCUUAACACACACGGACCUACUGUUCACGGCUGGCGGAGUGCUCCGGACAGCGGACUCACCACCCAUGACAUAAUCCUCCGUUUCCACCAGCCUGCCAAGAUCUAUCGCAUCCAACUUCUGGCCCACCAGUAUCUUAUACCUGAGAAAGUGGAACUCUGGCUGCACUACUCGCCCAAAUCCCUGCCCAGCACACCGUCGUCGCAGUACUUUGACUUCCUGGGCUUUGUGGCUCUGGCGGACAACGCCUACACCAACUACAAGUCCAGGGAGCUGCAGAGCGUCACUGUUAGUCCCAGAAGGGGUACGCACCUGAAGCUGCGCCUCAUCGGUGUCCACGGGAACGAGUUCAAUGCCACAAGUCAGAUCUCCCUGCUGGCAGUUAACGUGUUGGGUGAGGACCUGGAACUGAGCCCAACAAACAAUGCCAACAAUGGCGAGGAGCACCACUUAGGCAACGAUGCGCCACCGUUGGACACCGCCACCGGGGAACUGGCACUGGCUUCAGUAUGCGACGACCUGCUCUUCUCCAUGUACGUCGAGGAGUCCAUUGUUCAGUACAUCCGGGAGUUGGAGCAGCGCAAGGCGCAGGCCGUUAGUGCCGAGCGAUUCGAAUAUGCCCGGAAGCUGAAACUGUGCAUGACCGCUCUCAGGAGUGCCGGCGAGCGCCUGGGGCGCUAUGCUUUGGCUAAACGACAGGCAGUGCAGCAGGAGGACUUCACCACCGCUCGGCUACGCAAAGACCAGAUCGAGAUGUACAGGACGGCGGUGCUGCGCCAGCUGCAGGUACAGCAGCUGCUCGAGCCCGAGGGAGUGCUCAGUGCCAACGACCAGAGCUGUGAGAUCUAUGCGGGCGGAAAGCCCAGUCUGCCGGCGGCUCCCAGUCUUCAGGAGGUGGCACAGGCCCUGGCCGAGGCUGCAUUCAGCCCCAAGAGCAUGGCCAGUCUUAGUCUCGAAGAGAAAUCCUCCACGGACGGAACCCAAGGUCAGGCAGGCAAUGACACCGCAGUGGUGGCUCCUGUUCCUGCUACAGCCCCCGCCUCACUACAGCCGACGCCCACACCCACACUGGGCGGCUGGCGGAAGUCGCACGACGAGCUGCCACAGUCUCCACGUCUGGCCUCGCGGCACAGUUCACCCAUGUCCAGUAGGCAGGGAUCGUUGCGGCGGCGCAACAAGAGCGUUCCGCGCAACUCGUACGAAGACUACGAGGAACGGGCCAUACCUACGCUGCGACAUUCAAAUACUAAUGAAUUUUUAAGGGAGUGCCAAGGCAACGCGCUGCUGGAAGCCGAUCCCAAUCGGGGGCGCUCGCGCUUGAACGACCGCGAGCGUCGCCAGGCAGCCCUCCCUAUCCUGGUCUUCGGUAGUGAGUUGGUAGAACAGUUUUACUCCCGUCAAUUUCAAGAUCGCGAAGAUGGCUUGUUGCGCCUGCGCAACUUCCUCAAGGAGCACGAAGUUGAGGAGGAGGUGCCUUCUAACGAGCACGCCGCCAGUCCCAACAAGGUAGCCCGCAGCGCUGCCCUGCUCCUCCACCGAGCAGUACGGGACGCAGUCUACUCAGUGUUUAGCCAGGCCACUGAAACGGUGCGGGUCCUGUUCCUGGAGUACGUACCGGGACGCGUUUCGCUCAGCGAAGUGGCUCGCUGUGUGGACCGCCUACUUCCCGAACUACUUGCCAAGUCUGGUGACCCGUCGGCCCGGCUGCACACUCUCGCCCAGCACACGAUCCUGAGCAUAGCCGCCUGCCCGGAGGUGGCGGAGCAGCACUUGGUCGCCCCGGCUCUAUCACGCAGCGUCGGCUCCGGCACCCACCAGCGUCUGGCAAUGAGUCGCCUUCAGAUGCUGGAACAACUGGUGCAUACACAGGGCAUCAGCACGGAUAAGCACAGUGGUCUCACCUGCCGGGCGCUCUCCGAGUGCGGCUGCUCUGGCAUCCACCAUCCUGCGGAGCCUGUGCGAAAGGUGGCGGAGCGCAUCCUGCUUCUCGUCUACAAAGUCAAUCCCCGCCUGGUGCGCAAGCAAUUGCCCCCCGACGACGAUAUCACGCGUCGGAAUCUCCUGUACCGUCAACUCUUCACGGAGUUUGAUAAGUUGGAUCUGGACCGCAAGCAGGAGCUGCUUGAGGCCAACAAGUACCCGGGAGGUGGUCACAGCUCGGGGGAUCCGACCACGCCGCCGCCGGAUAAGGCCUCCACUAGCUCGGAUGCCACGCGAGUAAAGAGCCGAAGCGCACAAGGUCUGGUGGUUCCCAGCUCGAACAAUGGAUUUGCCAGCUGCAAUGGAAAGCAACAGUACAAUGAGCAGUUGAAGCGCUCCAUGCUAUCCGCCUCAAACUCUCGCAAAGGCUCCGCCUCUAACUCAGAGUCCACCGAGGACAACUCGCCCAAAAUACAUUGCCCCUUUUGUGACUGGUCAUGUGCAGGCAGCGACGUAAACCAACUAGAUCGCCACUAUUGGAAGUCCUGUCCUUUCCUCACCAAGUGCCCACAGUGCAGUCAAGUUCUGGAAGUAGCGGCCCUUAACUAUCACCUCACAAUGGAAUGCGAUGCCAAGGAGAGCUAUGUGGUCUGUGCUCGCUGUACUGAAUCGGUGCAUAAGCAACUUUAUGAACUGCAUCAAAUGGAAGACUAUUGCCGGGAACUUAAAACGGGAGCCGCUCGUUGUCCACUGUGUCAUGACGAUGUUCACCUGCCCCAGGAUGGCGGCUGGAAGUUGCAUCUGCUUAGUGCCGGCGGUUGUCCCGGGAAUAUACGCAAAAAGAAUCUCAAAAAGUCAAAUUAACCGAUCGAUCUAUUGGCAUUCGUAGCGAAUUUAUUAGAGCAACUAACAAAUAAAUGUACUAACCCGGAGACACUUUCUCUACCGAGCUAACAACUAAUUGCAACUGCAAUAGCCAUAAGCGUUAAUUAAUUAAAUAUGUUUUACACUCUAUGUAUUCUCUUUAGACACAUUUUGUUAUGCGAAUUAGUCCGAUUUAUUUUGUAUCCGUUCUUUUGUAUGUUUUCUAACGCAAUGUGAUUUGUUAGCUGUAACACGAAUUUUUGAAACGUCCUUACAAUAAAUAAAGCCCAUCCAUACAGUU
Messenger RNA from Drosophila kikkawai, 3676 nucleotides. RefSeq names its product centrosomal protein of 104 kDa. NCBI's taxonomy places the organism in Eukaryota, Metazoa, Arthropoda, Insecta, Diptera, Drosophilidae. Gene Ontology annotation, cellular component: cilium. The record is from RefSeq and is a predicted model, not a curated record.